CAAAGUCGGGCUUGGAAAGCCAAUGUUGGAGGCCUCAACCAGAUAGAUGAGUUAUGGAUUCUGCUGGCAGAAACCACGGUGAAAGUCCACCUUCUCAUCAUGAGCUGUACAGAGUACCCCAAGAGGAGAGUAUUUACCAAUCGGCCAAAUUAGAACAUGUGCCGCGGAUCGUCGAAGAUCUGAGAGAUUACAACUGGGAACAACUCCAGGAAAAGUACGCAACUGCCAUGGAAGAUCACGGCAGAUCCGAAGAAACCCUGCGAGCUCAAACUGCAAAGCUGCUUGAGGUCUUCAUGGCUUGGUCUCAAACGACUGUUGAUCGCGAUGAGAGUAGAGCCCUGAAAAGGUUCAAAACGCAAAUGCAACAUGUGCAGAACUCCGAGGAAGAAUUAGAAAAUAAGAGGAAGCAUUAUAUCGAAGUUGUGAGAGCAUUUCAGACUGCCCUCUCAUUGCUGAAUAACCGUGCCAACUCUUGAUUGCAUCCGGCGGGAAUGCAAUGUUGGGUACCUUUUGGUGGGGGUUGCUUUUCCUUAUCUUAUUUGCCCGAUGGAUCAAUGCCAUGAAAGAACACCCUGCUUUUACUACUGUGAUUGGGCGUAAAAUCUCGGCGU
This is a messenger RNA of Aspergillus wentii DTO 134E9, 611 nucleotides long. RefSeq lists its product as uncharacterized. Lineage: Eukaryota; Fungi; Ascomycota; Eurotiomycetes; Eurotiales; Aspergillaceae. The record is from RefSeq and is a predicted model, not a curated record. The transcript is spliced from 4 exons. Bases 54 to 476 code for a protein of 140 amino acids.